AUGGCUCCGCGCUCCUACUCCAAGACCUACAAGGUCCCUCGUCGUCCAUACGAGUCGGCACGUCUUGACUCCGAAUUGGAAAUUAUUGGCAAAUAUGGCCUCCGCAACAAGCGCGAAGUCUGGCGUGUUCAGCUUACCUUGUCCAAGAUUCGACGUGCUGCUCGUGAGCUCCUCACUCUUGACGAGAAAGACCCUAAGCGCCUGUUCGAGGGUAACGCCUUGAUUCGCCGUCUUGUCCGUGUUGGUGUGCUCGACGAGUCCCGCAUGAAGCUCGAUUACGUCUUGGCUCUCAAGGUCGAAGAUUUCUUGGAGCGCCGUCUUCAGACCCAGGUGUACCAGCUCGGUUUGGCAAAGUCUAUCCAUCACGCUCGUGUCCUCAUCAAGCAGCGCCACAUCCGUGUUGGAAAGCAAAUUGUCAAUGUCCCUUCUUUUGUCGUCCGUCUCGACUCUCAGAAGCACAUUGAUUUUGCUCUUACCUCGCCGUUCGGUGGCGGACGCCAUGGUCGUGUCCGCAGAAAGCAGUUCAUGGGGUGGUGA
This is a messenger RNA of Histoplasma mississippiense, 537 nucleotides long. RefSeq names its product 40S ribosomal protein S9. Gene Ontology annotation, molecular function: rRNA binding; structural constituent of ribosome. Gene Ontology annotation, biological process: translation; positive regulation of translational fidelity. The record is from RefSeq and is a predicted model, not a curated record. Bases 1 to 537 code for a protein of 178 amino acids. The transcript has 6 exons. Gene Ontology annotation, cellular component: cytosolic small ribosomal subunit. Lineage: Eukaryota; Fungi; Ascomycota; Eurotiomycetes; Onygenales; Ajellomycetaceae.